This is a messenger RNA of Phaeoacremonium minimum UCRPA7, 999 nucleotides long. RefSeq names its product putative rab protein geranylgeranyltransferase component a protein. The transcript has 2 exons. Gene Ontology annotation, biological process: small GTPase-mediated signal transduction; protein geranylgeranylation; vesicle-mediated transport. Bases 1 to 999 code for a protein of 332 amino acids. The record is from RefSeq and is a predicted model, not a curated record. Gene Ontology annotation, molecular function: GDP-dissociation inhibitor activity. Lineage: Eukaryota; Fungi; Ascomycota; Sordariomycetes; Togniniales; Togniniaceae. Gene Ontology annotation, cellular component: cytoplasm; nucleus; Rab-protein geranylgeranyltransferase complex.
AUGAAGUUUCUAAAGCUUGUACUCGCAUACGACGAGGAGGAACAGACUCAGCAGUGGCAGGAUUACGCUGAAAAGCCUCUUGCAGAAUUUCUCGGUAGCAAGAUAGGGUUCGAUGCUGAGUUACAGAUGUACAUCAUCGCGUUGACGCUGUCUCUCGAUGGGCAGGUCACAACGCGUCGCGGCCUCGCGACGAUUCACAAGCACCUCACAUCUAUGGGCAUGUUUGGGACCGGUUUUGCAGCUGUCUAUCCCAAAUGGGGUGGUGGCUCUGAAAUUGCGCAGGUUGCAUGUCGAGCUGGUGCCGUGGGCGGCGCAGUGUACAUGCUCGGUACUGGCAUCAAGGAUGUCAGGCCAGCGACUGAAGGAGACGAGGUCGAGGUUGAGCUGACGAGUGGUGUCACCGUGAAAACUAAGAUGAUCGUGAGAGGGUCUGAAGUAGUACCCGAGGACACAAUACGUGUCAGCAGGCUUGUCGCUGUGGUAGGAUCACCGUUGUCGUCACUCUUCGAAAUCACCAUCGAAGGGGCACCGACACCGGCUGUGGCAGUGGUUGCCAUUCCUCCUGGCUCCGUAAAAGGAGAGGGAGACGUGACAUCCCAAUACCCCGUCUAUGUCAUCGCACAUUCCAGUGAUACGGGCGAAUGUCCCGCAGAUCAAAGUGUUCUCUAUCUCACCACAAUACGUACGCCAGAGUCAAAGGCUCUUCUGGAACGAAGUCUAGACUCUCUACUCGCCGCAUUGAGUACCGACGAGACACCAAAAUGCCUGUAUCAACUGUACUACGAGCAAGCCAGUGGCCAGUCCGAACCUCAGGUUGACGGCCAGAUCUUCACCUUCCCACCACCGUCAGUCAGUCUCGCCUUCGACGACUCGACGCUAGAGCCCGUCCAUCAAGCCUGGAAGAUGGCCAUGGGCGCGGCCGCGGACGAUCCGGAGGUCGAGUACAUGAAAUUCCCAGACCGUGAAGGCAUGGGUGAUGAUGACGAUGUGUACGAAUGA